AUGGCGGCACCGAUCCUACCGUCUCUUUCCCGGGAACUGGAGACAUACGUGAUGCAUGGGAGCGUGUGGCACGAGCCGCUGCAAGGGCACACCCUAAAGCGGAAGGCGGCAGAAGAGGCCCGGAGAGGGGACGUCGACGUGCCAGAGAAUUCGGGAGAGGCGAAAAAGAAGGAGGAGAGCAACGCGGGUGCUAAGGCUCAUAAGAUGGUGGAGGUAGAGGCGCACCAGAAUGCAGAGGAUGCGGCCCAUCGGUUCGUCGAUGCAGAGGCGGGUACUUACGGCAGAGGACGGGGCGCCAAGGAAGCAGAGUCUGCGGCGCAGCAGAAGGUGGGUGCAGAGGCGGUCAAGGGUGCGGAGGCAGUCGCGCGUAAAGAAGCGGGUGCAGCAGCAGAGCUGACGUCGGAGGCAGUCGAGCUGAUGGUUGUGGAGGCAGUGGCGCAGAAGGAAUCAGAGGCAAUGGCGAGCCAGAAGGAUGAGGCAGCGGCGCAGCAGAAUGAUGAGGCAGACGCACAUAAGGAAUCAGCGGCAGCAGCGCAGCAGAAGGAUGAGGGUGCGGCGCCCAGGAUGGUUGAGGCAGAGGCGCAGAAGGAAUCAGAGGCAGCGGCGCAGCAGAAGGAGGAGGGUGCGGCGCCGAAGAUGGUUGAGGCAGAGGCGCAGAAGGCAUCAGAGGCAGCGGCGCUGCAGAAGGAGGAGGGUGCGGCGCCGAAGAUGGCGCAGAAGGCAUCAGAGGCAGCGGCGCUGCAGAAGGAGGAGGGUGCGGCGUCGAACAUGGUUGAGGCAGAGGCGCAGAAGGAAUCAGAGGCAGCGGCGAGGGAGAAGGAUAAGGCAGCGGCGCUGCAUAUGGAGGAGGCAGACGCACAUAAGGAAGGAGAGGCUCGGAAUAAGGCAGAAGCAGCGGCGCGGCAGAAGGUGGAGGCAGAGGAGCAGAAACAGGCUGCGGAAGAGGCACUACAACUGGCUCGGGCUGAAGCGCGGAAGAAGGCUAUUGUAGAGGCGCAGAAGAAGGCGGAGGGUGUUGCGCAGAAGAUGUCAGAGGCCGAGGAGCAGAAGCAGGCUCAGGCAGACGCACGAAGGAAGCCAGAUGGAGAGGACGGUUCAGAUGGGAAUAAAAUGGUACAGACAGAGGGACGGGAGACGGCGGGUGCUGAGGGGCACAUCAUCGCAGAGGAAGAGGGGCAGCAUAACGAGGAGGCAGCGUCGCAGGUAUUCGCAUACCGAGAGACGCAGAGCAUGGCAGAGACAGGGCGUCAAAAUACUAUGGAGGAGGUUCGUGUCGUCCCGGAGGCUGGAGUGGGGCACUACGAGGGAGAUGCGCUGGAAACAGAAGAGGAGCAGAAUGAGGAGGAUACGGUACAUCCGGCAGUACGGAUAUUUUUGGGAGGAAGUCCGACGCGGGGACCAGGAACCGGGGUAGAGGGGCCAUGGAGGGUGGCAGACGAUGGGGCGCCUAGGGAUACAGUGGGUCUCAACAGGCAGAGGCGGCCCACCCUUGGCCAGAGAGCAGUGGAGAGGAAUCUCGGCCAAGGCGGGUGGCAGAAGCGUUUUGGCAGCAGCAUCAGUCGCGACGUGGCCGAUCUGACCGUCCAUUACUGUCGCGACGCCCUGGCCAACCUGGAAGAAGUCCGCCAUGGAAACGAGGAACGGCGGCGCCAAGCUGAAACGGCGGCCAGGUUUCGCGAGGAGGUGGACACGAGACUCUCCAACUUGCAGGAGAGUAUCGUAAGGGUGAGUGAUCAGGUUCGCCAGUCGGGAGGGGGGAUGGCGGAGGGCACGUUAAAGGGGGUGGAAGAGAGGUUGAGAGAGGUUCUGAGAGAAGAGUCUGAGCGGCGGAACAGGGAUAGACUGCAGGACGAGGAGCGGAGGCAGAAGGCCAUGAGGAAGGAAGCAGACGCCGCAGAGAGACGGAAGAAGGAACAACAGCAGGAGGAAGCGCGUCGGCAGAAGGAGAUGAGAGAGGGAAUGAAGGAGAUGAAGGAGGCGAUGAUGAAGGAGAUGAAGGCAGAAAUGAAGGAGAUGAAGGAUGGGAUGGUAAACCAGAUUGUGGGGAGGUUGAGCGCGGUUUUGCGAGAAGAAUCCGAGCGGCAGAAGAAGGAGAGGCAAGUGGACGCGGAGCGGCGACAACAGCAGGACGCGAAGAGGAAACAAGUGGCGGACGACGAGGAGAGACGCAAGAGGAUACAACUGGACGAGCAAUGGCGGAAGGAGGAGGAGGUGAAGAGGAAGGACGUAGAGGCCACAGAGCGGCGGAGGAAGAACAAACAUCAGGAGGAAGAGCGACGGCAGAAGGAGGUGGAGGCGGGAAUGAAGGAAGUGAUGGAGGCUGUGAAGGAGAUGAAGACGGGGAUUACGGGGUGGAAGGAGGGGAUGAUAAGUGAGGUGGAAAAGCGGCUGUCAAUGGUUCUGAGAUUGGACGCAGAGCGGCGGCAAAAGGAGGAGCAGGGUAGGAAGGCAACGGAGGGAGAUCGGCGACAGAAGGAGGAUGCGCAGAGGAAGGAGGCAGAGGAAGCAGAGCGGGUGGAGAGGGAGAAACAGCAAGAGAUGGCGCUCCUGCAGAAGGAGGAGGCGCAGCGGAAAGAUGCGGAGGAGGCCGAGAGGCAGGAGAGGGAGAAACAGCAGGAGAUGGCGCGCCUGCAGGAGGAGGACAGGCAGAGGAAGGAGGCAGAGGAGGUAGAGCGGCGUCAGAGGGCGAAACAGCAGGAAUUGGACCGCCUGCAGAAGGAGGAGACGCAGAAGAAGGAGGCAGAGGAGGCCGAGCGGCAGCAGCGGGCGAAACAGCAGGAGAUGGAGCGCCUGCAGAAGGAGGAAGCGCAGAAGAAGGAGGUAGAGGAGGCCGAGCGGCAGCAGAGGGCGAAACAGCAGGAGAUGGAGCGCCUGCAGAAGGAGGAAGCGCAGAAGAAGGAGGCAGAGGAGGCCGAGCGGCAGCAGAGAGCGAAACAGCAGGAGAUGGAGCGCCUGCAGAAGGAGGAAGCGCAGAAGAAGGAGGCAGAGGAGGCCGAGCGGCAGCAGAGGGCGAAACAGCAGGAGAUGGAGCGCCUGCAGAAGGAGGAAGCGCAGAAGGAGGCAGAGGAGGCGGAGCGGCAGCAGAGGGCGAAACAGCAGGAGAUGGAGCGCCUGCAGAAGGAGGAAGCGCAGAAGAAGGAGGCAGAGGAGGCGGAGCGGCAGCAGAGGGCGAAACAGCAGGAGAUGGAGCGCCUGCAGAAGGCGGAGCAAUGCCGAGCAGAGAAGAGGGCCAGACUUGCAUCCUACGCGGAACAGCAGCGGCAACUGGAGGCAAAGGCAAAGGCGAUGGCUGAAGAGACGGAACGAUUGGCAAGGGAGAUGGAAGAGGAGGAUUUGACCAUGCAGGGGGAGGGGACCUGGACAGGAGUCAAGGAGGAUUUGACCAUGCAGGGGGAGGGGACCUGGACAGGAGUCGAGGAGGAAAUAGUUGAGGGGUUGGGGACUUUGCUGUUGAUUGAGAGCGGGGAGGCGAAUGUAGCAGAGGGCGUGCCUAGUGUUCCUGUACGGAAUGUAGAGGUGUCCAGGAGGCGGCCUAGACAAGAGGACAGGGAGCCGGAGGGUCAUGCGGCUAAGAGACGGCGUGCAGCUGGAAUACAGGAGUUGAUACCCAUAAUCCAAGGGGAAAAGAAAGGGAUGAAGAUCGACAAGUGUGACAACAGGAAAAACGCCGUAGUGGACGACAAGGGUAAGACUUUGGGUGUCUGCCUGCCGUUCAGGGGAAGCGGGUUCUCUCAACGGGGCGAGGGAGCUUUGCAGAAGUGGACGUCUGAGCAGACCGUCGGCGGCCGGAAGCGGAACCUCGGCUCUCACAAAACGGUGUGGGAGAGGGCAUACACGGUCGCAGUCUGCUGGAAGUUCUACUUCCCGGAUAUUGACAUGCAGGCAUACGGCAUGAAUCCAAACCGUAUAAACAAGUGGCGGGAAGACCUCGACUUCACAACGUGGCUUCCAACAGGGGUGUGGAGCGUCAUCAACGAACUCCACCUGGACAAACCGGACGGAUUCUCACUCGUUCAAACCAACACGGCUCUUCGGCAGCAGCAGGGGGAUGGCUUUCAGGUAGCUGCCUGCGCUGGUGUCGGAAUAACUGCGUGGCAGAAGAUGGUGGGAGGCGUGGAGGGUGAAAACGGCUAUUCGACGGAAGAACACGCAAUCGGACUUGCCGCCACGUUGUCUGUAAUGUGGGCCGCAUCCACGAAUGUGGACCAGACCCAGUGGGAGACGGGCGCAACAACAGCUGCACGUGGAACUUCUACGGCCAUAGCAUCUUCUGCUGCCAGAUCGUCCACUGCUGCCACCGCCUCGUCGGAUGCCUCGUCAUCUUCUGCGGCCGAUGUGCCCUCUGCCGUCCACAAUGCCCUUGCGACGCUUGCAGCCUCGGUUGCUUGCGUUGCGGUUGAGGCGAUGAGGUCGGUAAAGGAUCAGGAGCAUGACAAGGAAGCGUGGAUUCUGCCCCUGUCGGAUGCGCUGCUGAAAGCGCUUCCGGCAGAGUCGCGAGCGGCCGAGGAUGCGAAGCGGAUGACGAGGGUGGUGGCAAAGGUGGUGACCUCUUGGUGCCUAUGCAGCAUGGCAUCAAGAGGCCUUCGCCAGCACCAGGGCGUCUGGCUCGGAGUCCUGCAGAAGAAGUUGGGCGGCCGGGAUACCACAACAGGGGCGGAUAAGGAGAAGAAAACCAAGAAAUCGUCCGCGAAGGGGAACGCGACGAAGGAUGCGUCGACGGAGGAGAACACCGGCACUGGCGGCCAGGAUUGA
Closterium sp. NIES-65 is the source of this 4752-nucleotide messenger RNA. Lineage: Eukaryota; Viridiplantae; Streptophyta; Zygnematophyceae; Desmidiales; Closteriaceae. The record is from the annotation of a GenBank genome assembly.